UUGUGCGCUAGCUGGCACAGGCGCCUUUUACCAAAAAUGAAGCGAACGUGAUGACGUGUCAUGACGGUUAAAAUAGUGUUGAAGAGGGCAAGGGAAUAAUGGGUUCAUUUUAAAUGGACUGGAAAUGUGUCACUCAUAAUGGAACGAUUGUGUGUGCCUUAUAUGUGCUACAGUCAAUUAUGAUUGCAUUUCAUAUAUUGGCUAGAAGACAACGCAUCAGCAAACAUCGAAUGUUAGCCAUCCUACUAUAUCAGUUCCAUUACAAAUGUUCCAGUAACAUCACAUUGGAGCACGUAUUGGAAGCUGUAUCAGAAGUUGAUGGAGGAGCAUGGCCCUGCCCUCUUUAGAUUCCUCCCUCCAAGGGAUCCCGAAGAAUGUGCUGGCUGUUUCCAUGGAAACUAAAUACCAAUGCCAGCAGUGUCACCAGGUCCUGAGGAAGCCGGUCCAGGCUCAGUGUGGACAUCGCUUCUGUGUCCACUGUUUCAAACUGCUCACCAGCUCUGGACCCAAGCCCUGUGAAGCCUGUCAACAGGAGGAGAUCUACGAGGAGCCCCAGUCCAUUCUCAAUAGCAAUGAGGCUUUUCCAGACAAUGCAGCCGGUAGAGAAAUCGCCAGCCUGCCUGCCAAAUGUUUCAAUGGGGGCUGCUCUUGGACAGGUUGCAUCAAAGAAUAUGAGACACAACACGAGGGCAAGUGCGAGUAUGAGCACGUACCAUGUGAAGCCUGCCAGGUCCUCAUCCUGCGUAGUGAAAAAGAGAGGCAUAACGAGAGAGAAUGUGAAGAAAGAACUUUGAACUGCAAGUACUGCAAAGUCUCCUUCAACUUCAAGCAGAUCAAGGCUCAUGAUGAACUCUGCCAGAAGUUUCCCAUGCAGUGCAAGGACUGUGGAAAGAAAAAGAUUCCACGGGAAAAGUUUCUAGAUCACAGCAGAUCCUGUGCCAAGUCUAAGACUGCAUGUCCAUUCAGUGAGGUUGGCUGCAAGGCUGUGAUUGAUAAUGGAAAGCACAGUGACCACGAGCAGACGAGCGUCAUGGAGCACAUGCGUCUGAUCCUGGCGACAUCUAUGGUGCGGCUGCAGCGUCCGGAGGCCCCGGGGCUGGGGGAGUGGCAGGAGGACUCUGGGAUUGGCCUGUACCGCGCUCCUGAGGAGGGAGCCACAGCUUCUGCAGCCACAGUUGGGGGUGGAACCGCUGCCUCUGGACAGACCAGUGGCCUUGACCAUAAGGUGACAGUGCUGGAGAAUAUAGUGUGUGUACUGAACAGAGAAGUAGAGAGGAGCUCUCUCACUUUAGAGGCCUUCUCUCGACAACAUCGACUAGACCAGGACAAGAUAGAGAACCUCAGCAACAAGGUGCGUCAACUAGAGCGUACUCUCACCAUGCGGGAUCUACAGCUAGCUGAGACAGACCAGACUCUGAGGGAGCUCCAGUUCUGCACCUUUGACGGUGUGUUUGUUUGGAAGAUCGCUGACUUCUCACGCCGCCGGCAGGACGCUGUGGCCGGGCGAACACCCGCCAUGUUCUCACCAGCGUUCUAUUCCAGUAAAUAUGGCUAUAAGAUGUGUCUGAGACUGUAUCUGAAUGGGGAUGGAACAGGUCGAGGGACACACCUUUCUCUUUUCUUUGUGGUGAUGAGGGGCAAGUGUGACGCUCUGCUCAAAUGGCCCUUCAGUCAGAAAGUGACUCUGAUGCUGCUGGAUCAGAAUAACAGGGAGCAUAUUAUUGACGCCUUCCGACCUGAUGUCAGCUCUACCUCUUUCCAGCGGCCAAUCAGUGAGAUGAACAUAGCCAGUGGCUGCCCACUCUUCUGUCCAUUAGCUAAACUGACAGGCAAGAGCUCCUACCUUAGGGAUGAUACCAUUUUCAUCAAGGCCAUUGUAGACCUCACAGGCUUGUAGAGGCUGUGGAAGCCCCCUACACCAAGGCACAAAACGCAGACUAAUAUAUAUAACUUCUGAAAUUGCAUAAUAUAAGUCAUAUUAUAAUACAUUUCAUAUAUUUAUUAUUAUAAGUAUAUCAUAGACACUGUUUAUUUUGCUGGCUGAAGGCACUGGAAUGAAAAUGAAUUCUGCUAGCAGAUCUUUUCAAUUGGUUUAAACAGAGAAAAAUAGGGUGAGUGAUAUGGCCAACCCAAGUGUUGGCUCUGACUACUAGAAGUGCAGUAUUAUGCAGAGGAUGCCGUGACUGUUUUUGAAUGCAAGGCAAUAAGAGCUUGUCAAAAUUGGUCAGCAAAUAGGCUCAUUGCACAUAAAUCACGUUAUGUAUUUCUAUUAUUUUCCAAUAUUUCUUAAUUUGGAGACACUGAUGUGAUCGUGCCAAAAUGACACUGUCAAGUUGUGAAAAACUGCUUUUACUUGAGGUAGCACCUGUUGUACACAUGGACAAGGAUGUGUUCGAGAUCCUGCCCAUUCAUCAUGUGAGCAGGCACAACUUUUUAAAUGGCAAAACCAACCGGUCGGUAAUUUAUAUUAAAGAAAUGUUCCACAAACUCCGCCUAGUGCUUUCUCAAAAAAGCUACAAGCCGGUCCCAAGCCCGGAUAAAGGAGGAUGGGUUAGGUUAUGCGUAAGACUAGCAAGCGCAAUCUGUAAAAAAAAAAAAUAUUAAAAAAAUUAAAUAAAAAUAAAUUGUGGGGGGGCAACAGUACAAUUAUACUAGUUGUUCAUAGAUGGCAAAUGCUCCUUGAGGAGCAACGGGUCUAACUAAGUAGCUUAGAGCAUUCCAAAAACAUAAGUACGCUUUCCCAUUUAAACAGUUGUGCACUCGCAUCCAGUUGUGCACCCGCAUCCACGCGGUGCGUGGGUAACAUCACUGGGGAAGCCAAGCCGGGGGGGGGGGGAUCACAACCUAUGUGUUGUGAUCAUUGCGUUGUUUGCUCUAUAACCUGUUAGUUCAUAUGCCUUGACACCGUAACAUAUAGGCCUGAAGGUCGAGACAAUAAGAAGACACCGUAGCAGAAUAAAUUCAACCACAGCUUUUUUUUCAUCACAAAACAGGAGAGCAACCUCUGUCUGGUGAAGUCCACAAAAGAUCUUGCAUGUAACAGUUACAUGGCCUACAGCAUGAUCAAGCAAGUUAAUGUUUCUGUCAUUUUCAGACUACGAAACAACUAUUGAUUUAGAACCACUGAGUUACCGUAAGUCACAAAGAAAACAGGAGCUGCCUCCACUAUUCCAGCACCAUUUCAACAUCAUCUAAUCACCUAUGCUUAGUCUAAUACAGUGACAACUAAAAGAUACCACAAAAAAAAUUGUCCAACCAAUAUAAGCUAAAUAUGAUGUAGCUGUCCAUGGUUCUGAUUUCUGUGCAAGUAGAAAAACAUGUUGACUCACCCUACCCUAGAAACGCCAAUGCCAUCCUCCACUUUCCUGUUGCCUAAACGAUCUAUGACUCUGUCAUACACUUUAAAAAAUGUUUUUUGUUGUUCAAGGCUACCUGGCUAAAAUACUAGUUCACCACCCUAACUUCCUUUCAUUGGCAAUGAUGCGCCAGGCCAGCUAGUUAACAUUAGCCUAACAUUACUACAUGUAGCUACAUGUUGAACUUCCAUCCUCUCGGGCCAGGUACACAAAGUAUGAAUUUAUGGUUGGAUCAGAUUUCCCAUUAUAAUCAUUGGCCAGUACGGAUAAUUAAGUAAACCACAAGUCCAAUUCUCUAUCCAUUGCUAAUUUAGGAAUGGGACAAUUUUAGCCAGCUAGCCACUGGAGGACAACGACACAAUGGGAUGCAAUUAAUUCCAGUUUUCUGUCAAUGUUUGGCUUCUAAUGUGAUGUGAUUGGUCUGAGGCCAAAUCCAAACUGGUUUACCUUGAGACUUCUUUUUUUUUGGUGUGCCAGGACCAUUCAUAGCUGAUCUCACUCAGUUUAGCUCAACGUUGAUUGGCUAUUUUAUAGAAAAAAUGAUCAAGGGAGGCCAAAUGCUCCUUGGCUUCCCUUGCAUUCAAUGCUAUGGGUGGCAACAAUGUCACUCUUUUUGACCAGACAGCAUAGAUGGGCUACACAUACAGAGACAGAGGGUUGCUAUUUUGUUUGCUUGAAUGCUUUCUCCUGUGAGAUACAUUCAGCCUCUUGUGAAUUGAAGGACAUUUAUGAAACACAGAAAGAUGAAAGCUAAAUUAAUUUGUUUGUUAUUUUUGUGGGGGAGCCUGGCUUCCCUUGGCAUCCAUGAAUACACACCACUGCUCACAUCCAUGCUGUAUGCGCUGUACUUAAAGCCUAACAAAUCAUUGAACAAGGUGGGUGCAUAAUACUGUGCAUGUGCACAACAGGCUUUACCUUGAAUUAAAGUAGUUUUCCAUCAAAUUGAAGCAGCAUUAAGUUUGUUACCGUUAAUGUCUUCUACUAAGCAUGGCAAAGAAUGAUCAAAAUAGCUGCAAAGCGGACCAAAUUUGACACCUCUUAAUUGACCUUUCAAAGGCACCACAUCCUCUGCAUUAUCCUGAGCUUCAGGCAGACAUGGGCAAUACUUAAUUUGAGCAUUAUAUGCCAUUUGGACUGAAUGGCGCCGGAGGAGAUGGCUGCCGAUUUUACGGGCCCUUAACCAAUUGUGCUAUUGUGUGUUUUCGUGUUAUUUGUAACAUUUUGUACCUCGCUACUAUUUUACUGCUGCUCUUUUAUUUUUUUAACUAUCUAUUUUUUUACUUAACAAUUAUUUUUCUCAACUGCAAUGUUAGUAAAGGGCUUGUAAGUAAGCAUUUCACGGUAAGGUCUACACCUGCUGUAUGCAGCGCAUGUGACAAAUACAAUUAGAUUUUGAUUUGAUCCGCUCGAGGCUCAGAUGAACCGAUCAUCGUAUCUUUCGUCAGUAUACUUUUCAGUCCAGUUCUGUUAGCUAGGUAGAUGAACAGUGCCUAUAUAGCUGUAGUGUACAAGAGUACGCCACAGUAGACAUGUACCCAAUUAAGAUAUAUGAUUAAAUAUACUGUAAUAAAAUACAGUAUAUUAACUAACAAUUAUAUGAACUAUAUGUUAUAGGCUAAGCUGAGAAAGCUCCUGCUCUUUUCAAAUACGAAAUGCAUAUUUUAUCUCAAAUUUCAAGAUUAGUAUUUAUACUGAGCUAGCGCAUAAAUAAAUGGUAAGUUAGCAGGCUAUUAUGCCAGCAUAAUUGUAUUGAAUAGAACAAUUAAGUGUUUCUGAAUGUCAUACUUGUGACAGGUUAACCUUAUCUAUCUUGUGUAGAGUGGAUGAGAAUUAUUUAAGGACAUCUCCUUCACUUAACAUAUUAUUGUUGGUCAUUAUUCAGCUAUAACUAAUAUACAAAGACAUUUGAUGUGUUAAUGUAGAUUAUGUAUAUUUUUGUCACUGUAAUGGUAAAGAGUCACAUGUAGGUGUUUUUGUUGAAGGGCAGGUUACAGAAAUAUAACAGCACAGUGUGUAAUGUUAAUUAUAUGCAUGUGUUAAAGGAAAGCAAUUCUGAUUUAAUAUAGUUACCUGUUUAAGUUUAAUUGAUUUCUUUGUCUUAUUUAACCAAGGAAGUCGCACUGAUCUUGCAGGAGUCAUUUUGUUUUAUUCUCAUGAUUUUGACUGUCAAGACUUGUGUGCUGUAGUUACUUGUUUUUAUUGGAACAUUUUGAGGUGUUUGAUUUGAUUGCAUGUUAUUUCAAACACCUAUCUAGCAUGGAGUAGUCCUGGGAUUAUAUAGAAUAUAUAUUGUAUCUAUAACAAUAAAUUGGAGUGGGGAAAAGUAUACCUUUUUCUCAAUACAUUAUCUACCAAUGAGAAUGGUGUUAUGAAAAUAAAUACAUUUGAUAAAA
Messenger RNA from Oncorhynchus nerka (sockeye salmon), 5749 nucleotides. It is a transcript of the gene traf2b, whose product is annotated as Tnf receptor-associated factor 2b. NCBI's taxonomy places the organism in Eukaryota, Metazoa, Chordata, Actinopteri, Salmoniformes, Salmonidae. Gene Ontology annotation, biological process: tumor necrosis factor-mediated signaling pathway; regulation of JNK cascade; regulation of apoptotic process. Gene Ontology annotation, cellular component: cytoplasmic side of plasma membrane. Bases 329 to 1897 code for a protein of 522 amino acids. The record is from RefSeq and is a predicted model, not a curated record. The transcript is spliced from 12 exons. Gene Ontology annotation, molecular function: tumor necrosis factor receptor binding; ubiquitin-protein transferase activity; zinc ion binding.